CUGCAUUGAAUCGCCUUCAUUGUUUUCUCGUUCAUUUACACCGCGGCUUAUAAGGACGUAUCCAAGAUAGCAUAGUAGUGUCGUCGAGUCAAGGAAUUUGCAGCUAAAGGCUUGGAAUGUAUGCAGUCCGAGGCUCUCAUACAGUACCAAUACGGGGGAAAAGAGUGCACCUAUCCUCGAGAGAAGUGGACAGUUUGAGCACUGUGGUAAACUCUCGAUACCUACCGGGCUCCCACUAAUACCUGCCGCAGUCGAUGACAUAAUCGUGCACCUUGGAUAACCAAGCAGGAGUCUCCAUUGACGAGAAUGGAUCACGUGGGUUCGCGACGCUGAAAGCACCAAUUGUUCCAUCCUACGCGUCUCCUCUUGACGUUAGGGCAUCAAUCCACAUCGAAGGCAUCAAUCUCGUCUCUCAUUAUUCAGCUGAAUUAUAAGUGUGAUAUAACUCCGGGAUUUCCAAGAUGCCGGGACGCAAGCGCAAAUCCGCACCAGCCGCACCCGAGGCGCCCCCGUCUCGCAGGCGAUCACGGCGCAUCAGCGAGUCGGGCGAGAAGAGCAGUUACUUUAAGGCCGAUUCACCGUCUGAAACGGACGGAAACGUGACUGCGCCUAGGAAGGCUUCCGGCAGGGGUAGACCAUCCAAAAAGUCCAAAGCCGAAACGGAGUCGGAUGCCAACGAGGGCGACUACAACGACGAAAACGAAGCAGUUGAGAAGCCGAACCAAGGCAGUGAUGACGAAUUUGACGAGGACGCUCCUCCCAAAGUGACCGUCAUUCCCCUUCCCAAGCUGCGCGAUACGGGCGGCAUUGAGUACGCAGACGACAGACUGCACCCAAACACGCUGGCCUUUCUCAAAGACCUCAAGGCGAACAACAAGCGGACAUGGCUCAAGUCCCACGACGCCGAGUACCGCCGCGCACUCAAGGACUGGGAAUCCUACGUCACCACCUUAACCGACAAGAUCAUUGCCGCCGACCCGACCAUCCCCGAGCUGCCCUUCAAAGACGUGAACUUCCGCAUCUACCGCGACAUUCGCUUCAGCAACGAUCCCACACCGUACAAGCCUCACUUCUCCGUCGCCUUCUCCCGCACAGGCCGCAAGGGCCCCUACGCAUGCUACUACGUGCACGUCGAGCCCGGCGCCUGCUUCAUCGGCGGCGGGCUUUGGCACCCCGACGGCGCGGCGCUCGCCAAGCUGCGCGCGAGCAUCGACGAGCGGCCGGCGCGGUGGAGGCGGGUGUUGAAUGAGCCCCGGUUUAAGGAGACUUUUCUGGGCAUCUCGCCUGCCACUUCCUCUUCUUCUAUUAAGCAGACGAAAGGGGGGAGAGGCAAGAGGGGGAAUGUUGAAGCGGGGAAGGAUGGUGAGGACGACGAGGAAGCGGCGUUGAGGGCGUUUGCGGAUGGGAAUAAAGAGGGGGCGUUGAAGACGCGGCCGAAGGGGUUUAUACCGGAGCAUAGAAAUAUGCAAUUGUUGAAGCUGAGGAAUUUCACCGUGGGGAGAAAGGUCGCGGAUGCGCUGUUCACUGGGCAGAGAGGGCAAGAGGAGGUGGCGAGCGUGAUUGGGGAUAUGGUCGGGUUUAUCACACAUUUGAAUCGGAUCGUUAUGCCGGAUCCCGGGGAUGAUGAGUCGGGCGAGGACGAGGAGUAAAGGCUCUGGCGUAAGUAUGGGCAUGUAUACGGGGGCUUGGAGUGCCGAUCUUUGGUAUACAUUGGAAAUAUGUUAGGAUACCCUCAUUUUGACAACUGCUUUCAUCCCGUCUUUCUUUAAUGCCAC
Molecule: messenger RNA, 1775 nt
Organism: Parathielavia appendiculata
Lineage: Eukaryota; Fungi; Ascomycota; Sordariomycetes; Sordariales; Chaetomiaceae
Exons: 4
Coding region: 462-1649 (395 amino acids)
Source: RefSeq, a predicted model, not a curated record